Molecule: messenger RNA, 1681 nt
Organism: Brachypodium distachyon (stiff brome)
Lineage: Eukaryota; Viridiplantae; Streptophyta; Magnoliopsida; Poales; Poaceae
Product: mitochondrial uncoupling protein 5
Exons: 1
Coding region: 479-1471 (330 amino acids)
Biological process (GO): oxaloacetate transport; malate transmembrane transport; succinate transmembrane transport
Molecular function (GO): succinate transmembrane transporter activity; antiporter activity; thiosulfate transmembrane transporter activity
Source: RefSeq, a predicted model, not a curated record
CGAAUCUGCCUUCCCCAGUCGGACCGCGAGCCGGUCCGCCCCGAAGGCGAAGCCACCUCUCCUCUUUCCUUGCUCUCCACCGUCCGCGUCUCUCCCCGGCCGGGCCACCUAUAAAUAGCGCCUCCGCUCCCCAAGGCCUCCUCCCACACAUCCCGCACCCGAGGAAAGAGGAAGCACGAGCAGCAUAUGUCACAGAGGGCCAGCGUCCCACACUCCUCCUGCAUAGCCUUCGCCCUCCAUUCCCAUCUCCUGGUUUCCAGUGAGAUGUGCCCCAGCUCCUACUGGGAAUAGCCUCGCCUCGCCUGAAUCCAGGCCCUCCCCCUCCUCCUCCGAUUUUUUUCCCCUUUAAUUUGAGAUUUUCUUCUUCUUCUUCUUCUUCGAGUUUUUCGUUUUUCUAGAUCUUUGGGGGUCUCGAUUCCGUCCCGUCGGAGAGGUACUAGGACAAAGGGGGGAUUUUUGAUUUUUUUAGAGGAAGGAGAUGGGGAUGAAGGGAUUUGUUGAGGGCGGCAUCGCGUCCAUCGUGGCCGGCUGCUCCACCCACCCACUGGACCUUAUCAAGGUCCGGAUGCAGCUGCAAGGGGAGUCGGCGGCGGCGGCUGCCGUGCCGCAGGCUGCCGCGCUGCGCCCGGCCCUCGCGUUCCAAGCCGGCGGCGCGCACACGGUGUCUCUCCCGCACGUGCACGACGUCGCGCCGCCGCCGGUCAGGAAGCCCGGGCCGAUUGCCAUCGGCACGCAGAUCCUGCGCGCUGAGGGCGCCGCGGGGCUCUUCUCGGGGGUGUCGGCCACCGUGCUGCGCCAGACGCUCUACUCCACCACGCGGAUGGGGCUCUACGACAUCCUCAAGAAGCGGUGGAGCCAGGAGAACGGCGGGGUCCUGCCGCUGCACCGCAAGAUCGCCGCGGGGCUCAUCGCGGGCGGCAUCGGCGCCGCGGUCGGCAACCCUGCCGACCUGGCCAUGGUGCGGAUGCAGGCCGACGGGCGUCUCCCCCUCGCCGAGCGCCGCAACUACCGCAGCGUGGGCGACGCCAUCGGCAGGAUGGCGCGCGACGAAGGCGUGCGCAGCCUGUGGCGCGGGUCGGCGCUCACGGUGAACCGCGCCAUGAUCGUCACGGCGUCUCAGCUGGCCACGUACGACCAGGCCAAGGAGGCCAUCCUGGCGCGCCGGGGCCCGGCAGCCGACGGGCUCGCCACGCACGUGGCCGCCAGCUUCGCGGCGGGGAUCGUGGCGGCGGCCGCGUCCAACCCGGUCGAUGUGGUGAAGACGAGGGUGAUGAACAUGAAGGUGGCGCCCGGCGCGCCGCCGCCGUACGCGGGCGCCAUGGACUGCGCGCUCAAGACGGUGCGGUCCGAGGGCGUCAUGGCGCUGUACAAGGGGUUCAUCCCCACCGUGUCUCGCCAGGGCCCCUUCACCGUCGUGCUCUUCGUCACGCUCGAGCAGGUGCGCAAGGUCUUCAAGGACGUUGAGUUCUGAGAACAGGCCACCACGAUGAUGACGAAAAGAAGCUUAUUUGCUGCUGCUAUGAAUAAAUUUGUUACUGCUGGAGCCUCCUCCUCGUAGCUUGGAUGGAGAUUAUACCUUGCCUGUUGCGUCCCCUCGUCAGACUUGUUUCCUCUGUUCUUGCAUCCCCAUUGUAUUUGGAUGGAUUUGAUAUCGAAUCUCAAUGAAAUUCUAGUUUUAAAA